AGUUUUCGUUACAUUGUAUUUCUUUCACACCACCAAAACUAGAACUAUGUUUGUGGGAAUUCUGUGUAUCAUCUUCAGUGUAGCUAUGUACGCUUCACCAUUGACAGUCAUGACGCUGGUGAUCAAAACAAAGAGUGUCAAGUAUAUGCCAUUCUCUCUUUCCCUUGCUAACUUGCUCAAUGGCAUUAUUUGGGUUAUUUAUGCAGUCCUCAAAUUUGAUCUUUAUAUCUUGAUUCCAAAUGCUCUGGGAACCUUGUCGGGUAUGGUGCAGAUCAUACUCUACGCUACCUACUACAGGACCACACGGUGGAAUGAGGAGGACGAGGAGGAGGGAAGAGGUAGAUCCGAGGUUCAACUAUCCAACGAUGCCUAGCCAGCUAGCCGAUCAUUCACUACUCCAUCAAAGUUCUUCAGAUUUGAGUUGGCUGGUAAUAAAAGCUAGCAUUGUAU
Rubroshorea leprosula is the source of this 450-nucleotide messenger RNA. NCBI's taxonomy places the organism in Eukaryota, Viridiplantae, Streptophyta, Magnoliopsida, Malvales, Dipterocarpaceae. The record is from the annotation of a GenBank genome assembly.